CCCCUUUUCCUCCGCUAGCCUCAUCUCCUCGUCCUGCUUGUGUUAGGAUUAGAGAGCAUCCUCCAUCUGUGGGUGCCAGGCGUCGAAAUCGACUUGACGGCACACCUCAGUUUUACCAUUCCUAAAGUGUGGGAAGCUGCUGGCCCAGACCUGCAAGGAUAAUCACAGGCAAUAAGGGAGCCUUCUCCCAGAGGAGGAGGAGAAAGAAGAAGAAGAAAGGAUAAGAGCUCAGAUCUGGUGGGAACUGAGAAGUCCCCGGGUGGCACUGUCUUGGCACCCAUGGCACCAAAAGAAGGUACAGAGUGUUUCUAAAACUCAUGAAGAGAAUGGGAAGAAGUGGAACAUGAUUAAAAGACAUCCCUCUUAAUGUCUUCCUUGGAUUUUGACACUUUACCUUUUUUUAUACCGACAGUUCUUUUUUGCUAAAAAAAAAAAAAAAAAAAAAGGAACAUGUGCAUUGGAACAACCUGUUGGACAAGUUGAAAUUAAAAACAAAACACCUUUUUCAAGGAUCUAAACUAACCUGAACAUGAUUUGGUCACAAUAAGCAAAGCUGCACAUUAGUUACUUUUUCCUGGUGCCUAAGCAUAAAAUCUGCUUUUUAUGACACAGUACACUGUUUUGUACUGAUUUUUUAUUUUAUUUUUUAUUUUUUUUAGCUCUUAGCCUCUGUGGUUCUGUUUGUCUUCUCUUGCUUUCAAUGAAGGUCUGCCUGUAAUUCCAUAAAGCAAUUUGCACAAGUUUGUAGAAAACCUCUUUUCAAGAGACUUCAAAAUCAAGCUUGUAAAAGGAAAUCCACUAGUGGCUGAGACAGCCCAUCAUCCCUGUGCAAUGUGGACUUUUCUGGGCAUCGCCUCCUUCAUCUAUAUUUAUAAAAAAUGUGGGGACCUGUUGAGUUAUGCCAACAAGGAGGUGCUGAUCUCUAUGCUGGUGUUCUUUUCCCUUGGUUUGCUGCUCUCCCAUAGGUACCGGUCGAGGGGGCUCAAACUGCAGAAGCAACAUGAUUGCGGAAUGAUUUCUAAUUUCCUUGCCACUGUGCCAUUCAUUGGCUUUUUCUGGACUAAAUCCCAUGCUGGAUCUCCGGAGGCUCUGAAAUGUAAAUCUAGAAAGGGCAGAAGGGGAGUCAGUAUUUCAGCCGAGGCCACCACGGACACCGCUACAGCUUCAACACUCGCUCCUCAGUAUGAUCCGGAAAUUAUCAUUGUGGGGUCUGGUGUACUUGGCUCCGCUUUAGCAGCAGUGCUGGCAAGGGAUGGAAGGAAAGUGAUGGUAAUCGAGAGGGAUCUGAAGGAACCUGACAGGAUAGCUGGAGAAUUGUUGCAACCUGGGGGCUGUAAUGCUUUGAGAGACCUGGGCCUAGAAGAGGCAGUGGAAGGGAUUGAUGCUCAUACAAUAAACGGCUAUAUAGUCCAUGACCUAGAAAGCAAAUCGGAGGUUGACAUUCCUUACCCUAGUACAGAAAAUGGCCACGUACAGAGUGGAAGAGCAUUCCAUCAUGGGCGUUUCAUCAUGGGUCUCCGAAAGACAGCCAUGGCAGAACCCAAUACAAAAUUCGUUGAAGGAACAGUGGUCCGACUGCUUGAAGAAGACGAUUGUGUGGUGGGAAUUGUGUACAGAGAUAAAGAAACUGGUGACACAAAGGAGCUCCGCGCACCCCUCACGGUUGUUGCUGAUGGUAUCUUUUCAAAGCUUAGGAGAAAUCUUGCUUCCAACACAGUUAAAGUUCCAUCCCAUUUUGUAGGGUGCAUUCUAAAGGAUUCACCUCAAUUUAAACCCAACUAUGCUGAACUUGUUUUGGGGAGUCCUAAUCCAGUGCUUAUCUACCAGAUUUCUGCCUCUGAAACCCGAGUCCUUGUUGACAUUAGAGGUGACAUGCCGAAGAACCUUAAAGAAUACAUGUUUGAAAAGAUUUAUCCCCAGCUUCCAGAGCACAUACAGGAGCCUUUCCUAAUAGCUAUUCAGAAUGAUCCUUUGAAGUCCAUGCCAGCGAGCUUCUUGCCUCCUUCCGCAGUUAACAAAGCAGGAGUCCUUCUCCUGGGUGAUGCAUAUAACAUGAGGCACCCUCUAACAGGUGGAGGGAUGAGUAUUAUCUUCCAUGACAUCAAGAUAUGGAGGUCUUUGCUGCAGGCCAUUCCAGACCUAUAUGAGGAUGCUGCUGUUCUGCAGGCAAAAAAAUCAUUUUACUGGACAAGAAGAAAAUCCCACUCUUUUGUUGUGAAUGUUCUUGCUCAGGCUCUAUAUGAAUUAUUUGCUGCCACAGAUGAUUCUCUGCAUCAGUUGAGGAAAGCCUGCUUCCUUUACUUCAAGCUUGGUGGCAAGUGUGUAUCGGGACCAGUUGGAUUACUUUCUGUCUUGUCACCUAAGCCUAUUGUCCUGAUCGGCCACUUCUUUGCUGUUGCACUCUACGCCGUCUAUUUUUGCUUCAAGUCGGAAUCCUGGCUCACCAAGCCGCGAGCCAUUUUCAGUGGUGCUGCCGUGAUGUACCGGGCUUGCUCUGUCAUAUUUCCACUCAUAUACUCUGAAAUAAAGUCCUAAUCUAUUAGAGUCAGAGAGACAACACCUGCAGACUACUUCUCCUCUCACUCUCCAGUCUCGUGGAUGUGGAAUUGUCUUUGUCUUCUCCCUUUUGUUGGGGAGAAAAAUCGGACCUUUAAAAAAAAAAAAAGAUUGGGCUUUAUUUUGUGGUUUUUAGAUUACUGUUUGUCUUUAUAUAAAUAAGCAGCCGGAUUGAUGCACAUUGGUGGCACGAGAUUGCCCUGUACUGGUGAAUCCUGGCAUGUUGGCACAUGUGUAAUCUCCUUGCAAUCGCUUGCUGUGGUGAUUGUUCCGAGGAGCUGUAGUAACAGAGGUGGCAUUUAUGUAAAGAGCACCAUAAUCCAUGAGAGGGGGAGGGAGUUGCUACAGCUUCUGGAAAUAAAUUAUCAGAACAAGGAAUUGUAAAUAAUCUCUGAUCUGAUGCCUGUCAACCUCUGCCCUUUCCUCAUCCUCCUGGGGCCAGAACCACAGGUUGUAAAAAACCAUGUCAGUACAAGAGACAGGCUCUCCAUAAAUCACUGGCCUACUUUUCACUCAGAUGAUCUGGGCUAUACCACUUCAGACUGCUGAUGCAGACUUAUUGUGAUCAAAUGUUCUUCUUUACAAAAUAUAGCCUUCCACAUAGAAAACUAAUGUGCUAAGGAGCAGGUUAGGAUUGAACUCUACAUGUUUGCAAGUAAUUUUUUAUUUUUCUUUAAAUGAAGCAGCAUUUGAUCGUAUGAACCCCCAGCUACAGUUUGGAGUGGUGCAGCUGAGAUUCAGCUUGCUCAAGAUCAGCAAGUGAUCUUUCUGGGGCUUGUUUAAAUCCUAAGAUGAUUCCUAUAUAGCGGUAUUGUGCCAGCCCAGGCAUCCCUGCAGGUAUAACAGCUAGCUCGAAGGGUUUUUCAUGGCAGCAUUAUACAUAAUGGAAGGAUCUAGCUUUUAGAUAUAAAGAGAAUAUAUAUGUGCGUGUAUGUGUACUAUAAAUAUGCGCACACAAUAAAUGUGUAAAUAUGUCUUCCUUAUACAGAUGAAGUUUUUAAGAGGUAGAUGUUUUUACAAGGACACAGUUAACUGUUGUGAAAGAUAGCCGUUAAAAGCUGAUUCCAACAAAGGGCAUGUAAUUUAUUACUGGACAUCUCCCAUUAAUGUUGAUAAUUAAUUAAGGGAGAGCUCAUACCUGUUUUUUUCUUUUGUUGUCAUCCAUACAUUCCUUUCAUUGUCAUCAUUCCCUGUACUGAUGUGAAACUUCUCUCUACUGUAAGAUGACAUCUACAAGAGUUUUAUUCAAUUAAAGGCCCCACUUCUAAAUUAUUCCCUCUGGUAUAAACACUGGGAUCCUUUCAUUUGUUUUGUUUUUUUUUUUUUUAAAGCAUUUUGCUUCCAGUGUGCAAGGAGGUACACUGCUGCCCUGUGGGACUGUUUUAAAUCACAGCACAGGUGGAGGAAAUGCGGUGUGGGGGUGAGAGCACCCUCCCAAGUCCUUAAAGCUAUCCCCUGCCACCUUCGAACUGGCCAAAUUGCCAGACUUUGGAACCGGUUCAGAGGUCCAUAAAAGGGCCUCUGAGCUGGUUCCAUGCACAUCCCUAGGCGCUGUCCUACCGGGAUCGGGCCCAAUCCCGGCGGUUCUCACAUACAGCCUAAUCCAGGCUGGGCUUCCCUAGCCUGGGUUUGGCUGCGCAUGAGAACAGCCUCCUUGUCUCACUGACAUCUUGUGCAGUCUCCAAGAAGAGAACCAGCCUUGUUAGUUCCUGUAGGAUCUGGAUCUGUGCUAGUUGCUUUCUUUAUCUUCCUUAUGGCUCCCAUACCAUUUGUGCCCAAAUAUAGGACUCUGGAUGGUAUUCUGCCAUAUAAUGUAGGUCAGUUGAGAUAGCACCAGCUACUAUGAUGCCACAAUUGCUUGGAGAAAUACAGGUUGAACAGAAGAACGUUGUGCAAUCAGAGCAAUGUGUUGUUCUAACUUCUGUGACCUUGGAAAUCAUUGCAGCUUGAUAUUUCCUCAUGUAAGACUUGAGCAGCUGUGUGAUAGAGGAAGGGCCAGAGUUAUAUAUAUUGUGGACUAUCCCUUGGGAGAGUUUGGUCUGCACAAACACCAAUCACAUGGUAAAAUGUCCAGGACUAUACCACUUGAGAUUGCAGGGUGGCAGUGGGGGAGGGGUGGUGAGUGUGUGCACAUUUGACUGUUCCACAGUAGAACCCCCUGCAGCUAAAAAACAAGCAUAUCAGGGAGGAAGGUAGAUUGUAAUUCUUCUCACUGACAUCUAGUUUUCUAUAUGCAGAGUGCUUUUAUCUGGCAGAGCAUUUCUCAGGUGGGAGGUCAUGUUACCUCCCACUUGCAGAUCUACAGUUGUACUGUCCAAGAACAGUUUUACCAUGUGACUUGCUGUUUUUGUGUAGAUUAAUACAAAAAUGUCCCAGAUGGUGGUGGCUUGUCCAGUAUGGUUUUCUUUGGUAUUACACAUAUACUGUACAACAAAUGCAGGUGCUUUGGCAAUUUGGGGGCAAAAAUGCUCCACUCCUUAUAUUUGAAACCUUUCUGCACUGCUAUGUGACCAAACAAAUCGUUCUUAGAACUCCAUAAAUGUGGCCAAUUUGACAGUAAUGAUAGUACUGAAGAUUGUAUUAAAACACACACAACCAGAACAACUUCCACUGAAGCAAAGAGGAAUGUUAGGGAGUAAAUAGUUGUUUAAAUGCUUAAGUGGAAUUGCAUCUCCAGUUCUCAAACGUUUCUGUUUAAAGGGGGUGUGGGUGUAGAAUUUUGCAUGCUACAUCAGAUUCCUAAAUCCUUCUAACUUGGGGCCAUUACCUUCAUUACCAGCAGAGCCCAGCAGCAACAUGGGUCUUGUGGGGGAAGGCUGCUCAGCUCCUGCUUCUCCACAGCCCCAGCCAUUGUGUGAAUGACCUUUACUUCAGUACCAAGCUAUAGUAACUCCUCAGGGUCCUCUGGAUGUUUACGCAAGUAUUUACACAAUAUAAAUACAAUUUGCAUUUGGAGUAGGGAUUGGCCAUGAUUCCUGUACUGGGAAAAAUACAAACCUGUGGCUUCCUCCUCCCUUCUUCCUUCUUCGCCUUGGCACAGAUUCAAAUAUGAGGAUAGGAGUGUGUGACCAAACUGAUCAGGAAUCAUUUUUAUGUGCUCCAUGUAUGGGAUUUUUUUAAAAGGGUAAGUUUUCCAAGUUCUGCUGAGCACUUCCCUAGUGUUCAGAUUCCCUGUCCAGAAUAGGAGACUGGAGUAUCUAUGACUGAGUAUGGCUGUUAGAGUUCAUUUGAGAUUGGUUCUUCUUCAGUUUCUUUAGUACUCUUGCCCAUUCACAUUUCUACUGGAGUGAAUGGGGGCUGCUGAACUGAAGAUCAGGCUUGCCUCUAUUUAAGCAGAUUGCAUGGCAGUUUAUACAUGAGAUCAUAUGCUUUGUAUACAUUUGCAAUUACUUCCCUUCAUUCCUUGGAAUAGGGUGGAUUAAAAAUCUUUAAAACAUAUGAGACAAAUGUAUUUUUGUUGUACUCUGAAUAUUUACAUUAUCUGUCCCCAGAUUUGUUUGUGGGAGUGGAGAUUUGCUACACACGCAAAGGUUCCCCUUCUCUGACCCUUCAGUGGAAGAGUGACUCUACCCAUAACCCUACCAAAGAAUGGGCUAGCCUACAUAUGCUGGAGUUAUACAUGUGAAAUGAUACACAUGGAGUUCUGGAUCAAGGCAACAAAUUUUAUCUUUAAAAUGUUGGGAAAAUGCAUACACACACACCACCUAAUCAAUAUUUUCAUUAUUUGAAAUGAAACUCUGAUAUUAAAUACUGGAGGAUUUGCACAAGUCACAAACUGUACAGUUUGAUUCUGCUCAAUACAAAAAUUAAACCAUACUGAUUUAAAGAUGUACACUGUUUAAAGAUGUACACUGUUUGCAAUGCCGGUUUGUAACUUUGUAUAUCCUAGUUUUUAAUUUGUUUUGUUUGUUGUGAGACUUCUGGGAAACAGACCUUAUUGACAAAGAAACCAAUCUUCUAAUGCAGCUAAAUACUUCAAUAAAUGUUACAAUACUUUG
Molecule: messenger RNA, 6554 nt
Organism: Hemicordylus capensis (graceful crag lizard)
Lineage: Eukaryota; Metazoa; Chordata; Lepidosauria; Squamata; Cordylidae
Gene: SQLE
Product: squalene epoxidase
Exons: 12
Coding region: 832-2535 (567 amino acids)
Biological process (GO): cholesterol metabolic process; sterol biosynthetic process
Cellular component (GO): membrane; endoplasmic reticulum
Molecular function (GO): flavin adenine dinucleotide binding; squalene monooxygenase activity
Source: RefSeq, a predicted model, not a curated record